Naegleria fowleri is the source of this 525-nucleotide messenger RNA. RefSeq lists its product as uncharacterized. The record is from RefSeq and is a predicted model, not a curated record. The coding region runs from base 1 to 525 and encodes 174 amino acids. Lineage: Eukaryota; Heterolobosea; Eutetramitea; Acrasida; Naegleriidae. The transcript has a single exon.
AUGUCAGCCUCAUCCUCCCUCUACACCCAACAACGACCUUCCUCUGCCGAUAGUAGUGGUGCCAUCAGCAAUAAUAAUGGUAGUAGUAGUAAUAACGGCUUCCUCCAUCGACGUGAAGUGAGGAGUAGCAGUUUGUACUCCCAACUCCAAGACUCGAGUAGAACGAGAAGUAAAUCAUCCCCAGCUACAUUGAUCAAUAGUAAGAAUAAUUCCGAUGAUGUAUUCUCGUACAAUAAGGAACAGCAUAAAACACCCAUGGUCAUGUCUGAUUUGAUUUCUUUCAUGACUGAUCGUAAUAAGGAAAUUGAUUAUCCAACACAAUUUCUCAUGAACAAGAUGAAGAAGCGUGUGCAAGAAGGAGGCCUUUCUCCUCGUUUCACCACCCGUAGUCAAAGCGUGGUCAUGAUGAUGAAGAAUGGCCAUCAUGAAAGUAGUACCACUCACUCGAAUCCUGGAGCAACCACUAUGAACGACCUCGAAGUCUCGAUAAGUCAAAAGUGUCCAUUGGGUCCCACCUCACGAUGA